AAUUUCAGCCAAUAAAGUCUGUGAUUGGAUGUGUACAAUUCACAAUGGUUGUUUUUGUUCUUUUAUUGAUAAACGGAUUCUCCUGUACGUCGCAUAACAACCCAUCAUUGCCUGACAUCAUCACAAGGCUUCGUUAGUAACAGUUCGUCUGUCACCCGAGAGCGUUCUUCAUACAUUGAAAGAUUCGCGUUGCCUCGUAAAGUAAGAAUAUCAACAUCGUGUUAUCAUACUACAAUUCCACUAUGGGUAUUGAAUUGGAUCAAGCUAGUCUACAAAAGGCUUUUCAAUCUCGUCCAGAUAUACAGAAUGCCAUAGCAGCAGCAUCGCAGGGUAAGUGUAUAUCUCUCAGCCUUGCAAGAAAAGAAAAUAUCUAGUAUCUAGACAAACAACAUUGCGCCCACAACCCCGGAAGAAGUAAUCCCCAAUCUCCUGGCUAACCCUUAAGUAAAGCUGGCCCAGAAUACAUCGAGCUCUUUAAUCAGAUUUCCUUAUACGUCUGCGAGACGAUAUCCCAGCAAAUCUCGGAACCAGUCUCGAAGAAGCGCCGCAUAGAUGGGAGCCUCGCAAGUCGAAGUAUCCCGAAUGGCACAAAUAGCGCAAACACCGCCGGAAGUGCACCUGCCACUGGAGAGGAUCCAAUUUUGCUUGAGAUCAAAGAAAUCUCUGUGGUGAUACCACAGCGCAAGAAAUAUAGCCUUUGCUUCACAUCGACACAUCUCUACGCACGAUUACCGACCUCUGAGGAGCCUGCACCUGGCAUGAGCUAUGCCUGGAAGGAUAUUGGUAAUUCCCAUGCUCUUGGAUCACCAGACGCUUGCUAAUUAGGUGUGCCUGUAGAAUAUGUAUUUUGUCUUCCAGUCCCAGAGAAAACGCAAAAGCAAUACAAUUACAUACUCUUUCCCAGAAACUCUAAUAUAUCGUCGUCCAAACUUUCAGCCUCUGCAUCACCCGUACCUGAACCUUUAGUCUUUACGAUUACAGAGGGCGCCGCAAAAGCGGGGACUAUUGGUGGAACGGAAAGUUCAGCAGCUUCAGCAGUCUCCGAUGACUACAAAACUCUUCUCACCUGGGCUCUUUCCUUCUGCUUAAAGGCCGCCGGUAAUAUACUCAAGAUCACAGAAUCUGACCCUAAGCUAUUUGCAAGUGCAGUCAAGCAAAGCCACCGACCAAGCGAGAAAGCGGUGCAUGUUAGAGCAUUCAGAGGAUCUAAAGAUGGAUAUCUGUUUUUUCUACCUACUGGAAUCCUAUGGGGAUACAAAAAACCGUUAUUGUUUUUACCACACAAUCGCAUCACUGCGCUCUCUUUCACAAGCGUCUUACAACGUACCUUCAAUCUUUCACUCGACAUCGACAUGUCAGUCCCAGGCGGCGAAGACACUACCGAGGAAAUGGAAUUUCAGAUGAUAGACCAAGAAGAUUUCGCCGGCAUAAAUGAAUUUGUACAAAGACAUGGAUUGCAAGAUAAGAGUAUGGCCGAGCAGCGUAAGGCCAAGCGAUUGAAUGUGAAUGUGAUGAAGGAUGAAGAUGGGAACGUAGUCGGGAACGCGGAAGCAGGAGAGUUGGAAAGGGCGGCGCAGGAAGCUGAACAAGCAGCAAUGGAUGAAGAAGACGAAGACGAAGAGGACUAUGAUCCAGGAAGUGAGGGCGAGAGUGAAGGGAGUGGCACGAGUGAUAGUGAGGAGGAUGAUGACGAGAAUGGAGAGGGAAGCGGUGCCGAGGAGGAUGAUGAGGAUGAUGAGGAUGUAAAUGGAAAGAAUGGAAAGAAUGGAAAGAAUGGGGAGGAGAAAGAGUUGUAGGAAUAAAACGUUUGAGCUUUGCUAUACGCGUGGACGUAUAUGCUGCAUUUCUGGUAGAUUUGCUGUACCAAAUCUUGGUUUGGGCAUGUAGUAUCCGUGGGUGCUGGUAAGCACUUGUAUGAAUUACAUAAAAAGUUGGAUUCCACAAAG
Sclerotinia trifoliorum is the source of this 1946-nucleotide messenger RNA. NCBI's taxonomy places the organism in Eukaryota, Fungi, Ascomycota, Leotiomycetes, Helotiales, Sclerotiniaceae. The record is from the annotation of a GenBank genome assembly.